AUGCAAGGCAAGCAGGCUGUAGUCCCCACCUGCUAUAAGGAGACCACCAUUGUCCAAGUGCCCAAGAAAAACAAGGUGACAUAUGGAGGAGGGCAGUCGUGCAGUGCAUCUGGGGACUCUGAUCGCCCUCAUGGUGGAGGAAGGGGAGGACUGAAAAACGGUGGAGAUCCCUCCCCCUGGGGCAGCCGUGCCCACCCAGGCUCCUCCUCCUGCAGCUGCAGCCCCUCCCCCUCAGAUGGCCCCCUCUGCACCCCCACCACCUCCCCCAAGAGUAGCCCCCACAGGACUAGUACCUACACAGAGAUCACUGCCUCCAACGUAUGGUGUGUCAUUGCCCAGAGGCUAAUGCAGUCCAAGACCACCAUCCCCCAUGCCUACGCCACCGUAGACUGUGACCUGGGUGCCAUCUUGCAGCUGCGCAAGGAGAUGGCCAAAGCAGAGAUCAAAGUGUCCGUCAAUGAUUUUAUCAUCAAGGCAGAAGCUGCUACACUCAUGGAGCUGCCGGUGGUCAACGUGACAUGGACGGGGGAGGCCCCCCAGGCGCUGGACUCCAUCAGCAUCUCCAUCGCUGUGGCGACUGAGAAGGGCCUCAUUACCCCCAUCAUCACAAACGCUCCUGACAAGGGAGUGCAGGAGAUCUCCGCUAACGCCAAGGCACUGGCCCAAAAUGCUUGGGAUGGGAAGCUGCUUCCUCAUGAGUACCAGGGAGGCUCAUACAGUAUUUCUAACCUGGGCAUGUUUGGCAUCAGUGGGUUCACUGCGGUGAUCAACCCUCCGCAGGUGUGUAUCCGGUCCCUGGGCACCUCCAAGGCUGUGCACCGUCUGACCGAGGAGACCAGUGCCCUGACCACCGUCACCCUGUCUAGUGACGGGUGCCUCGUGGACGACAAGCUGGCAUCACGCUUCCUGGACAAGUUUUGUGUUGAAGAGAACUCCUAG
This is a messenger RNA of Oncorhynchus gorbuscha (pink salmon), 939 nucleotides long. Its product is annotated as pyruvate dehydrogenase protein X component, mitochondrial-like. Gene Ontology annotation, biological process: pyruvate decarboxylation to acetyl-CoA. Bases 1 to 939 code for a protein of 312 amino acids. Gene Ontology annotation, cellular component: pyruvate dehydrogenase complex; mitochondrion. The record is from RefSeq and is a predicted model, not a curated record. The transcript is spliced from 9 exons. Lineage: Eukaryota; Metazoa; Chordata; Actinopteri; Salmoniformes; Salmonidae. Gene Ontology annotation, molecular function: acyltransferase activity.